UCACCAUAAUUAAACUCGCGCGUGUCAGCCCAGAGGUCAAGGACAAACAUUAAGGUUAAAAUGCACACACGUUACGUCUGCACAACAUAGAAACAAAGAUCUAUUAAAAGCAGCAUUCAAAUAAGAAAGCAAUAUUGACCUUCCCAACAUGGCGCUCGCUGUACGGCGUUUCUUGCCUUGAUUUUGAAACAGUUGCAUAAACUCUCCUUUAAAAAAAAUUGUCAUCCAAACACUUGAUCAGCCACACAUCGCUGAAAACACUCCACGAUAACAUGUUUUCAGCAACUAUCGCACGAAAGGUGGUUCAUUCUGUUUGCCGGGCAUCACUGCAUCCAGCUGUCAGCCAAGUGAUUUCUCGGGGAUACCGUGGUGAUGCUCCAGAACCGACCAUCAUUGAGAUCCCUCUGCCUCCGUGGCAGGAGAGGACUGGAGAGUCCCUGGAAAUCAAGAAAAAGAGACUCCUGUACGAGAGCCGCAAGAGAGGCAUGCUGGAGAACUGCAUCCUUCUGAGCCUUUUUGCUAAGCAGUACCUGAACACAAUGAGUGAAUCUCAGUUAAAGCAGUAUGACAGACUCAUCAAUGAACCCAGCAACGACUGGGACAUCUACUACUGGGCAACAGAGGCUCAGCCGACACCUGAUGUGUACCAGAGCGAGGUGAUGGACAUGCUCAAAGAGUUCGCCAAGAACAAGGACAUGGAGCAGCGUCUAGAUGCCCCUAAUCUGGAAUAUCUGGACAAGAGCAGUUAAAACUCGCCCUUCUGCCAGAGACUGAGCUCAUCCCAAGAGAGCUGACACCUGAGACCUUUUCAAGACUCAUUUUAAAGGCUCCUGGGAUUCAAUAUUACAUUAGUGACUGUAAAAUGCACAUCACAUAUUGGACAGUUUGCAUGUCAACAUAAAAAGCUGAUCUUCUUGAUUCAUGUUGACAUAUACUUUAAAUAAACGUACAUUUUCUACAUAUGUACGUAAAAAAUAAGUUCAUUUAAAAUGCCUGUAUAUGUGUAUGUGUGCAAUUAAUUUUAAAUAAAAUUAUUUAAUAUUA
Carassius gibelio (silver crucian carp) is the source of this 1044-nucleotide messenger RNA. RefSeq names its product succinate dehydrogenase assembly factor 2, mitochondrial. The record is from RefSeq and is a predicted model, not a curated record. Gene Ontology annotation, cellular component: mitochondrion. Gene Ontology annotation, biological process: protein-FAD linkage; mitochondrial respiratory chain complex II assembly; tricarboxylic acid cycle. NCBI's taxonomy places the organism in Eukaryota, Metazoa, Chordata, Actinopteri, Cypriniformes, Cyprinidae. The transcript is spliced from 4 exons. The coding region runs from base 273 to 749 and encodes 158 amino acids.